UUUAGUAGUGGACCAGCGGCUGCUCUACAGACAUGCGUCAGAGUAUAAACACUGCACGGUCUGUUCGAUUACCAGCAAACCUGCUAUUUAUGGAUAUUUAGGCAGAAGAUUUUUUGUGCACAUCAAACGGAAACCAUGAGCACCGUGUUGUGCUGUGUUUUGGUGUUAUUAAUCUCUGUGGCUCUUUGCAUGGACUUUGAAGAGAGACCCAGCAGCUCCUGGAGGAGUGAGCAAACCAUGUUUCUAAAGAGUCACAAAUCACGAAAUCUGCUCAGUCUGAGAGAUUUACAGCAGCAGGACCAUGGCAAGAUGAAAAGAAGUGAAGAAUCCGCACAGAAUCAAUGUGAAUCAUUGCACGGCUAUCAAUCUACAUUACAAAACGACACUCACACGCAUAACUUCAAUGACCUGAGUGGUUCGGUGUCUCUGGCCUGGGUUGGAGAUGGAACAGGGGUCCUGCUGGUUUUGACCACAUUCCAGGUCCCUCUUUUCAUCAUGCGCUUUGGUCAGUCCAAACUCUACAGAAGUGAAGACUAUGGAAAGACAUUUCAGGACAUCACCGAACUCAUUAACAACACCUUCAUACAGACAGAGUUCGGCAUCGCAAUCGGGCCCGACAAUUCCGGCAAGGUGAUCCUCACAGGUGAUUUGGCUGAGGGGAAAGUCACCAAAAUCUUCCGCUCGGUUGAUUUCGGCAAAAGCUUUGUGACUUCUGAGCUUCCCUUCCAUCCGUUAAUGCAGAUAACAUACAAUCCCAAAGACAGCAACAUACUCAUGGUCUACAGCAUCAAUUAUGACUUAUGGCUGUCAAAGGACUUCGGAGCCAGCUGGAAGAAGAUCCAUGAGACCGUUUGUCUAGUGAAAUGGGGAAUUGAUGACACAAUUUUCCUAACCACAAACCCCAAUGGAUCCUGCAGUGAACGGGGAACACUGGAAUUGAGGAAAUCAUUAGACUAUGGCAGAACAUUCAAAACAAUAGGAAACAGGAUUUAUUCUUUCGGCCUGGGUGGACGCUUUGUGUUUGCAUCCAUCAUGACAGAUUCAGGAUCCACACGGAUGAUUCAUGUGUCUGUGGAUCGGGGGGACACGUGGGAUAUGGCUCAGCUUCCCACUGUUGGCCAUGAACAAUUCUACUCCAUUUUAGCUGCAAACAAUGAUAUGGUCUUCAUGCAUGUAGACGAGCCUGGAGACUCUGGCAUUGGUACCAUAUACGUAUCAGAUGACCGAGGUAUAGUGUUUUCCAAGUCUCUGGAGCGUCAUUUGUAUACUACUACAGGCGGCGACACCGACUUCACCAACAUCACCUCUCUGAGAGGCGUCUAUAUUACCAGCGUCCUCGCCGAGGACGGCUCAGUGCAGACGGUCAUCACAUUUAAUCAGGGAGGAGAAUGGAGGCCUCUGAUGAAGCCCUGGAAUGGAGUGUGUGACUCCACCGCCAAACAUCCCAGUGAGUGUAGUCUACAUAUUCACGCCUCCUACAGCAUCUCUAUGAAACUGAAUGUGCCCAUGCAGCCUCUCUCAGAGACCAACGCCGUGGGACUCGUCCUGGCACACGGCAGUGUCGGAGGUGCCGUCUCUGUGCUUUCUCCAGACGUGUACGUGUCCGAUGACGGAGGCUACACUUGGUUCCAGGCACUGAAAGGCCCCCAUCACUACGCCGUCCUGGAUUCAGGAGGACUGCUGGUGGCGGUGGAGCACAACCCCACACACCCUAUAUCACAGAUCAAAUUUUCCACUGACGAAGGCCAGUGUUGGCAUGUGCAUAACUUCACUGAUGAUCCAAUAUACUUCACUGGCCUGGCAUCAGAACCUGGUGCCCGAUCCAUGAAUGUCAGCCUGUGGGGCUACAGGGACACCAUCACGAACCAGUACUGGGUUUCUGUCACUAUCGACUUCAGGCAGCUGCUCUCUAGAGACUGCCAGGAGAAUGACUACAUCCAGUGGCUCGCUCACUCAAGUGAUAUCAACAGCCCCACGGAUGGAUGCGUGCUGGGAUACAAGGAAAGGUUUUUACGCUUGCGAAGGGAUUCGGUGUGCUGGAAUGGACGGGAUUAUAUGGUCACCAAGGAGCCCACCACAUGUCCCUGCACCCUGACGGACUUUCAGUGUGAUUUUGGGUUCUACCAUGAGAAAAACAGCUCAGUGUGUGUGGAGCAGCCUGACCUUAUUGGCCAUUCACUGGAGUUCUGUCUGCACGGACGCAAAGAGCAGCUUCAAACCAGCGGUUACCGGAAAAUUCCCGGUGAUCACUGUGAGGGAGGAAUGACUCCAGAACGGAAGGAGAUCGACCUGAGUAAGAAAUGUGUCAGUAAUCUGCUGAGGACAGAGCAAUUGACAGAGGAGCAUUCAUUCAAUUCAGCUCCGAUAAUCGCUGUGGUCAUCAUUGUUCUGUUGAUCAGUGCCGUCGCUGGGGUUAUUUUCAUCAAAAAAUACGUCUGUGGAGGAAGAUUCCUGGUGCACAGAUACUCAGUAUUACAGCAGCAUGCAGAAGCAAACGGUAUCGAUGGUUUGGAUGACCUGGAAACACUGGAGGGUGGCAAAACGCACUAUCAUGAUGAUUCAGAUGAGGACCUUCUGGAGUGACACAUGGAUCAUCAUAAGACUGUAUCAAACGAGAAUAAACCACAAUGCCUACCCUUUCCAUGAUGUGUGUGUAUUUACAAUUACAAUUCGACACACACUCUUCAGCCCAGUCCAGCUGAGGACAAUUUUUCAGCAAUUCAGGCAAGAUUUGGCUACAAGGACAGGAAUGAAACGCAUAUUCCCAAAACAGAUUGCUGAUCCACUGCUGGAAGAAUCUUGUUAUAUUAUUUCACACUAUAUAUUUUUAUUUGAGAUGCACAAACUGAUUUUGUUGCUGUGUAUUUCACAUUUAUGAGCUGACACGUAAAAUGAAGACACGUGGCUGAAAAGUAUUGCCUUAAAGGUGUAGUUCAUCCAAAAAUGAAAAUUCUGUCUUCAUUUACUCAUCCUCCACUUGUUCCAAAAAACCUCCACUUGUUGUUGAGUUUCUUUCAAAUAGAUAUCUUCAAAAAGGAUGGAAACUGGUAGACACUGACUCCCAUAGUAUUUGUUUUUCCUACUAUGGAUGUCAAUGGUUACAUGUUUCCAACAUUCUUCAAAAUAUCUUCUGUGGUGUUCAACAGAAUUAAUAAAUCUCAUAAAGAUUCUUUCAUAUAGAUAUUUUCAAGAAGGGUGGAAACCAGAAGACACUGACUGCCAUAGUAUUUGUUUUUCCUAUUAUGGAUGUCAAUGGUUACUGGUUUCCAUCAUUCUUCAAAAUAUCUUCUUUUGUGUUCAACAGAAAAAAUGAAUCCCAUAAAGAUUCUUUUAUAAAGAUAUUUUCAAAAGGUGCAAACCAGAAAAUACAAACUCCCAUAGUAUUUGUUUUUCCUACUAUGGAUGUCAAUGAUUACAUGUUUCCAACAUUCUUCAAAAUAUCUUCUUUGGUGUUCAACAGAAUUAAUAAAUCUCAUAAAGAUUCUUUCAUAUAGAUAUUUUCAAGAAGGGUGGAAACCAGAAGACACUGACUCCCAUAGUAUUUGUCUUUCCUACUAUGCAUGUCAAUGGUUACCAGUUUCCAACGUUUUUCAAAAUAUCUUCUUUAGUGUUCAACAGAAGAAACUAAUCCCAUAUGGUUCUUUCAUAAAGAUAUUUUCAAGAAGGAUGGAAACUGGUAGACACUGACUCCUAUAGUAUUUGUUUUUCCUACUAUGGAUGUCAAUGGUUACCUGUUUCCAACAUUAUUCAAAAUAUCUUCUUUGGUGUUCAACAGAAUUAAUAAAUCUCAUAAAGAUUCUUUCAUACAGAUAUUUUCAAGAAGGGGGGAAACCAGAAGACACUGACUCCCAUAGUAUUUGUUUUUUCCUACUAUGGAUGUCAAUGGUUACAUGUUUCCAACAUUCUUCAAAAUAUCUUCUUUGGUGUUCAACAGAAUUAAUAAAUCUCAUAAAGAUUCUUUCAUAUAGAUAUUUUUUAAUAAGGGUGAAAACCAGAAGACACUGACUCCCAUAGUAUUUGUUUUUCCUACUAUGCAUGUCAAUGGUUACCAGUUUCCAACGUUUUUCAAAAUAUCUUCUUUAGUGUUCAACAGAAGAAACUAAUCCCAUAUGGUUCUUUCAUAAAGAUAUUUUCAAGAAGGAUGGAAACUGGUAGACACUGACUCCUAUAGUAUUUGUUUUUCCUACUAUGGAUGUCAAUGGUUACCUGUUUCCAACAUUAUUCAAAAUAUCUUCUUUGGUGUUCAACAGAAUUAAUAAAUCUCAUAAAGAUUCUUUCAUACAGAUAUUUUCAAGAAGGGGGGAAACCAGAAGACACUGACUCCCAUAGUAUUUGUUUUUUCCUACUAUGGAUGUCAAUGGUUACAUGUUUCCAACAUUCUUCAAAAUAUCUUCUUUGGUGUUCAACAGAAUUAAUAAAUCUCAUAAAGAUUCUUUCAUAUAGAUAUUUUUUAAUAAGGGUGAAAACCAGAAGACACUGACUCCCAUAGUAUUUGUUUUUCCUACUAUGCAUGUCAAUGGUUACCAGUUUCCAACGUUUUUCAAAAUAUCUUCUUUUGUGCUCAACAGAAGAAACUAAUCGCAUAUGGUUGUUUCAUAAAGAUAUUUUCAAGAAGGAGGGAAACUGGUAGACACUGACUCCCAUAGUAUUUGUUUUUCCUACUAUGGAUGUCAAUGGUUACCAGUUUCCAACAUUCUCCAAAAUAUCUUCUUUUGUAUUAAACAAAAAAAAAACUAAUCCCAUAAAGAUCAGAAACCUCUUGAGAGUGAGUAAAUCAUGAGUAAAUGCUCAUUUUUGGGUGAACUAUCCCUUUAACUACAGUAUGUUGUGUUUUGAAUGCCAUCCUAAUUGAAGUAUUAUUUAGAAGAAGAAAAAAGUGAGUGGUUAAAAUUGAUUCAAGUGCUUAUUGUUUCAUGCAUCAGGUAUGUAAACUUCACCAAAGGAUUUCUUUACUUAAUUUAGCAUUUUAGGAAACUGGGUUGAAGUCUGCUUUUUGAUAUCAACUGUACCAAUAGUAGCCUUCACAGAGCAAAUCCAGAUGAAAGUUUAAUUUUUAAAGGGAAUAUUUAACAUUCCCUGGACGCUUCUUCAUUUAUUUGUUUCUAGGCUUCUACUAACAUCCGAAACGGUUUGUGUUUUUGAGAAAAUAAUUGAGCUAAAUUUUAAUCAUUUCUUAAAUCAGUUCUCACUUUGUUUUCUGUUUGCUUGGACACUAUGCACUUGGCAUAUCUUUUAUGCACAAAUAAUUCUUCUAUUUCAGUAUUACCGAAGCUGUUUUCUAUUUGGUACAUAGUCUCGUGAUGCAAAAAAAGACUGGAGAAAUGGCACAUUGCGUGGUUUUCAAUCAUCUUAAUAAUAUGUCGCACCUUACAUUGGAGAAUAAAUGAGUGAAUUACCUAUAACAGCAGUGCGGGGUCAGUCUAAAACGUCAUUACCAAUAAUUGUAUAUUCAGUAAUGACAAAAUGUUAACGAUGACAUUAAAUGUGUUCAGAACAGCAACUCAUCCUUCAUCAGGAUGUCGAUAGUGUUGCACAUCUCUAAAUAUCAGCCUAAUCAAAUAUGAAAGUGUAUAUUUUUGGACUAUUGACUGGCGAUUCAUAAAUAAGCUAAUGUGUAGUCAGUAAGCUGAUUCGAGUGCAUUUUCUUUCUUUUUUUUGCACAGAUAAUAAAUAGAUACCUCAGGGGUUAUAGUUGACAGUGGACCACACAUUUCAUUGAUGGGUUUGCAUGUUGAAAGAAGGGUCCUCGAGUUUCAGAUGGACUUUCUGAAGUCAAAGUAUAAAUGCUGUACCAUUAAAUGUGACUGCCAAGAAUAAUAAUAAAAAACAAUCUUCUUGAA
Danio aesculapii is the source of this 5840-nucleotide messenger RNA. It is a transcript of the gene sort1a, whose product is annotated as sortilin 1a. Gene Ontology annotation, cellular component: membrane; Golgi apparatus. The record is from RefSeq and is a predicted model, not a curated record. Gene Ontology annotation, molecular function: protein binding. Gene Ontology annotation, biological process: endocytosis; Golgi to endosome transport; vesicle organization. Bases 136 to 2583 code for a protein of 815 amino acids. The transcript has 20 exons. NCBI's taxonomy places the organism in Eukaryota, Metazoa, Chordata, Actinopteri, Cypriniformes, Danionidae.